This is a messenger RNA of Cucurbita pepo subsp. pepo (vegetable marrow), 3475 nucleotides long. RefSeq lists its product as uncharacterized. NCBI's taxonomy places the organism in Eukaryota, Viridiplantae, Streptophyta, Magnoliopsida, Cucurbitales, Cucurbitaceae. Gene Ontology annotation, molecular function: protein binding; mRNA binding. The record is from RefSeq and is a predicted model, not a curated record.
GGACUGCAGUCUGCUUAGAACGACGACGAGGGCGACGGCGGAGCACAGCCGGCUACAGAAACCUCGCCUCAGCCGUUGGACUCAACUGGCAUCGUCGAAACUUCGGCUUUCUGUAUCACGUAUUUUCUUCGUUGUUUCGGACUACAAAGUGAAAUCAAGAGCAGAAGAUUUGGCAAUCUGGAUGGCGUUUACAUCGUUAGCAAUUGAGUCGCCACCGUCCCACAUUAUUGUGCUUGGAUUUUUGAACGGAGCCCUUAACUCCCUCAAACGCGAUUUUUCUCGGAUGUUCGCCAUCUUGUAUGGCCGACCUAACAUUGAGGAGGCGGCUAGGUCUAACGAGGAUGAGAAUUCAUUCCCCUCUGCCAUUAAAAGUUUGAUGGCAACCGUCGAUGACAAUUGCGAGUUGAGAUCCUCGGAUUGCUUUUCAGAAAAGCACAAUUUUGAGGGCGAAGGAAAUCCGCAGGCUGUUUUCAACGUGUUGGACGCUCUGCUCAAGGGUAGUUUGGAUCGUUUGAAAGCUAUGAGGGAAAGCAUAUCUUUAGCGAAGUCGGGUCUUCAGAAAUGCAUUGUGGAUGCCGUUCAGCCUGACUACACAUUCAUGGUUAGGGAUUUGUGUUUGAAAGGAAAGUUAGGAGCAGCUCUUUUGCUUCGCAGAAAGUUGAUAAGAGAAGGUUUUGUUGUUGACUUACUUACACACAAUUAUCUUCUGAAUGGACUGUGCAUAAACUGUGAUAUGGAGAUCGCAGAGUCUCUUUUUAGGGAAAUGUUAGAAAUGGGUCCUUCUCCCAAUUGUGCCACAUACAACAUUAUUAUUAAGGGUUUCUGCCUUUGUAGGAAUAUGGAUAAAGCUCUCGACCUAUUUUAUACGAUGGCUAAUGGUGGUAUUAGGCCAAGUAGAAUCACUUAUAACAUACUUUUACAUGCAUUGUGCAAGAGAGGUCUCUUGGACGAUGCUUGGAAGCUUCUUGAAGAUAUCCUAGAUGAUGAUAUUAAGACAACGGACGAUGCAAUCACGUCAACUAUUCUGAUGGAUGGUUGUUUUAAAAGUGGAGAUAUGAUGCAGGCUAUUGCUUUAUGGGAUGAGAUGGUUGAAAAGAAGACAAAGGUCGAUGCUGUUGCAUAUAAUGUUCUUAUUCACGGGCUUUGUUUGAAUCGAGACAAGAAAAUUGCACUCGGCUAUAUUGUUGAUAUGCUUAAGAGGGGUUUUCUUCCUGAUAUUUUUACAUUCAACACUCUAAUCAGUGAUCUUUGUAAAGAGGGCCAAUUUGGCGAGGCGUACUAUAUCCAUGAUGUCAUGUCAAGAAUGGGUGUUUCUCCAGAUCAAAUUUCGUACAAAAUGAUUAUUCAAGGUCUAUGCAUUAGUGGAGAUGUUAUCAAAGCUAAUGAGUUUCUUCAUUCCAUGUUAGAAAGAUCAAUGGUUCCUGAGCCUCAUAUCUGGAACCUGAUAAUUGAUUGUUAUGGAAGGUAUGGAGAUUUAAGCAACGCGAUCUCCAUCAGGGAUCAGAUGUUGACCACUGGUGUGCUACCAAACGUAUUUACGUUCAAUGCGUUGAUUCACGCACAAAUUAAAGGAGGUAACAUAUUUAAUGCUUAUUCUCUGAAAAAGGAUAUGGUUUUGUUGGGUCUUUUUCCAGACGUUGUUACUUAUAAUUUAUUGAUAAGUGGUGCUUAUAAGUGUGGACAAAUUCAUUUUGCACUUCAAUUAUAUGAUGAAAUGCUGCGAAAGGGAUACGAACCAGAUAAGAUAACGUACACCGAACUAAUAAGAGGUCACUGUAUGUGUGGUGAAAUGAAGGAGGCAGAAGAUCUAUUUAUGAAGUUGCAUGAAUCUGGUUUGCCAAUGGAUAUUGUUCCAUUUAAAGUUAUUUUUGAAAAGUACCGUAGAAUAGGAGAGCCUGACAUGGCAUUUAAGUUUUAUCAAAGGUGGAUGACAAUGAUGGCUUGAGGAGCUGUUUAACACAAGAUUAUUCAAGAUUACAGCACUACUAUUGUCAUUUUGGCUCAGAAUAAUAGGAGAUCGACGUUAGUUCUCAUUUACCGACCAAGUAACGAUUCGGCCUUCUGUUUGUGGACAUUUCAGAUGUGCUCCUCCUCGAGGUAAGCGUCUAUGCUAUGCUUUGUACACUAUUUUGGAGUCUGUUGUCUUCUCAAUGUGCACAACAUUGUCAUGAUUCCAAGAUUCAUGGAAAGCACAGCAGGAUAUCAAAGCGUUAAUAUCAUUGAAGCCAGGGCUCUCACCCUGAGCAGUAAUAUCACUGUUUUCACCGUCUUCACUGCUGUGUUAAGCACAGAUGGUGCAAGAAAUCCAACACCCUGAGCAGUAAGCAUCUAAGCGAGGAGCAGAUUCGGAAAGUGUUUCGGAGAUGAAUUAUAAGCUGUUUGGCUCCUAUUGUAGGAAACAUCAUUGAUGGGAUAAGACUUGAAACUGUGGCACAAGUGUAUGCCUGGCCUAAUUGUGAAGGUCGGGCUCUAUAACGAGUAUGCUGCCGGGAUUGUGAUUGAGGAGCUUGAGGCACAUUAUAACAUGACCCGUAAUUGAAUGCAGUAACUUUCAUUUGUAUAAUGCGAAGUGGUGGAGUUACUCCUUAUUACAUGGUUAGAUCCUCACCUUAUCAAACUGCUGAUCAGUCGAGUUAGUGGUGAACGAUGAAGGUGAGUAGCAAACAAACUAUGUUUUCUUUCAUUGAUCUCGAGGCUUGAAUGAGACGAAGUAUUCAUUAUACGGUACAUUAUCGCUUACACUGCCAUUGCUCUUAAGGGGACCAUCUAGCAGUACACUUUACAGUGCCCUAGGUCUAUGCUGUCAAAGCCUGGAACACUGGCGAUGCUAAUGAGAAAGUCGUGGUUUGAGUAACAGUGUUGAUGCCAAUUACUUUAGAGAUGAACUUGAGACUCAAGUUAAUGAAGUUGUGGUGGUGUUGGUGAAAGAGAGUUCGUUCAACCCUCGAUAAUGGAGUCGACUUGUUCUUUUCCUCUGUCCAGCCUACCUUCUAAUCGCAUUCCGACGUUCAGCUCACCCCAAACUGAAGGAAUCUAGAAAAGAAGACAUUCAAUGCAUAUGUUCGAGUUCGUUUGGUACUUGGAUGGAUCAGAGGGCGUGUGUAGGGAGUAAGUUUCGUCUUCAGAGGACAUGUACAGGAGAUGGCGAUGAAAUGUCGUGCUAAGUCGGGGCAAUGGGGGGGAUAUUGCGCCGGGGCUAUCGGGCCAAUGACUCGUGUUGUUCUCCCUAAAGUUUGGAGGACUGUUUUCAGUAGCAAUGGGUAUACUGCCAAGGAUUCCUCAGGGUAAAACGUGUCUUUUCAAAUGUCAUUCUUUGUAUGAACUGUGAGGCUGUGAGAUCUCCCUUUUCCCUCUUACUGUUCUGUUUCAACAUGUUUGAUAGGUUUGAUUGGAAGUAAUUUCGAUCAAAAUUACGUUUAAAAGUGUAAAAUCUAACCGUGAAAAUGAUUUUUAAUAAAUCAUUUGAAAGGGACAA